This is a messenger RNA of Arvicanthis niloticus (Nile rat), 7745 nucleotides long. RefSeq names its product Rho GTPase activating protein 26 (gene Arhgap26). Lineage: Eukaryota; Metazoa; Chordata; Mammalia; Rodentia; Muridae. Gene Ontology annotation, cellular component: cytoplasm. The record is from RefSeq and is a predicted model, not a curated record. Gene Ontology annotation, molecular function: GTPase activator activity; protein binding. Gene Ontology annotation, biological process: signal transduction.
GGCUCCACGGGCAGAAUGGGGCUCCCGGCGCUCGAGUUCAGCGACUGCUGCCUCGACAGCCCUCACUUCCGAGAGACGCUCAAGUCACACGAAGCGGAGCUGGACAAGACCAACAAAUUCAUCAAGGAGCUCAUCAAGGACGGGAAGUCGCUCAUCAGCGCGCUCAAGAAUUUGUCUUCAGCAAAGCGGAAGUUUGCGGAUUCCUUAAAUGAAUUUAAAUUUCAGUGUAUAGGAGAUGCAGAAACAGAUGAUGAGAUGUGUAUAGCGAGAUCGUUGCAAGAAUUUGCCACUGUUCUCAGGAAUCUUGAAGAUGAGCGGAGUCGAAUGAUUGAGAAUGCCAGCGACGUGCUCAUCACACCCUUGGAAAAGUUUCGAAAGGAGCAGAUCGGGGCUGCCAGGGAAGCCAAAAAGAAGUAUGACAAAGAGACAGAGAAGUAUUGUGGCAUCUUAGAAAAGCAUUUGAAUUUGUCUUCCAAAAAGAAGGAAUCCCAGCUACAGGAGGCAGACAGCCAAGUGGACCUGGUUCGGCAACAUUUCUACGAAGUGUCCCUGGAAUAUGUCUUUAAGGUGCAGGAAGUGCAAGAGAGAAAGAUGUUUGAGUUUGUAGAACCUCUACUGGCCUUCCUGCAAGGACUCUUCACUUUCUAUCACCAUGGUUAUGAGCUGGCCAAGGAUUUUGGUGACUUUAAGACACAGCUGACCAUCAGCAUCCAAAAUACAAGAAACCGCUUUGAAGGAACCAGAUCUGAAGUGGAAUCGCUGAUGAAGAAGAUGAAGGAAAACCCCCUUGAGCACAAGACCAUCAGCCCAUACACCAUGGAAGGGUACCUGUAUGUGCAGGAGAAGCGUCACUUUGGAACUUCCUGGGUGAAGCACUACUGUACAUACCAACGGGAUUCCAAGCAAAUCACCAUGGUUCCAUUUGACCAGAAGUCAGGAGGAAAAGGGGGAGAAGAUGAGUCUGUCACCCUCAAAUCCUGCACACGGCGAAAGACAGACUCCAUUGAGAAGAGGUUCUGCUUUGAUGUGGAAGCAGUAGACAGGCCAGGGGUUAUCACCAUGCAGGCGUUGUCGGAAGAGGACCGUAGGCUCUGGAUGGAAGCCAUGGAUGGCCGGGAACCUGUCUACAACUCCAACAAAGACAGCCAGAGUGAAGGGACCGCACAGUUGGACAGUAUCGGCUUCAGCAUAAUAAGGAAGUGCAUCCAUGCGGUGGAAACCAGAGGGAUCAAUGAACAGGGACUCUACCGAAUCGUGGGGGUCAACUCCAGAGUGCAGAAGUUGCUGAGCGUCCUGAUGGACCCCAAAGCAGCUUCUGAGACAGAAACUGAUAUCUGUGCCGAAUGGGAGAUAAAGACUGUCACUAGUGCCCUGAAGACCUACCUGAGAAUGCUUCCAGGACCACUCAUGAUGUACCAGUUUCAAAGAAGUUUCAUCAAAGCAGCAAAGCUGGAAAACCAAGAGACUCGUGUCUCUGAGAUCCAUAGCCUUGUCCAUCGGCUUCCAGAGAAGAAUCGUCAGAUGUUGCAGUUGCUCAUGAACCACCUGGCCAAUGUUGCUAACAACCACAAGCAGAAUCUGAUGACUGUGGCAAACCUUGGCGUGGUAUUUGGACCCACCUUGCUGCGACCUCAGGAAGAAACCGUGGCGGCCAUCAUGGACAUCAAGUUUCAGAACAUUGUCAUCGAGAUCUUAAUAGAGAACCAUGAGAAGAUAUUCAACACGGUGCCUGAUGUGCCCCUCACCAAUGCCCAGCUCCAUCUGUCCCGGAAGAAAAGCAGCGACUCCAAGCCCCCAUCGUGCAGCGAGAGGCCCCUGACCCUCUUCCAUGCUGUUCCGUCCACAGAAAAACAGGAGCAGAGGAACAGCAUCAUCAACUCCAGUUUGGAAUCAGUCUCCUCGAGUGCAAACAGCAUCCUUAACUCUAGCAGCAGCCUGCAGCCCAAUAUGAAUUCCAGCGACUCAAACCUGGAUGUAGUCAAGCCUACUCGGCCCAAUUCACUCCCCCCGAAUCCAAGCCCAACUUCACCCCUCUCGCCAUCAUGGCCCAUGUUCUCGGCGCCAUCCAGCCCUAUGCCCACCUCAUCCACGUCCAGCGACUCAUCCCCCAUCAGGUCUGUGGCAGGGUUUGUUUGGUUUUCUGUUGCUGCCGUUGUUCUCUCAUUGGCUUGGUCCUCUCUUCAUGCAGUGUUCAGCCUCCUCGUCAACUUUGUUCCCUGCCAUCCAAACCUGCACUUGCUUUUUGACAGGCCAGAAGAAGCGGUCCAUGAAGACUCCAGCACACCGUUCCGGAAGGCGAAGGCUUUAUACGCCUGCAAAGCUGAGCACGACUCUGAGCUCUCGUUCACGGCAGGCACCGUCUUCGAUAAUGUUCAUCCAUCUCAGGAGCCUGGCUGGUUGGAGGGGACUCUGAAUGGAAAGACUGGCCUCAUCCCAGAGAACUACGUGGAGUUCCUCUAACCUCGAGCCCCAGUGGAGCUGCUGAGCUUUACGUGGUUUCCAUGACAACUGCUGCUUCUGGUGUUGUGGGCCACUUUUCAUUGCCACUGAGAAAGCAGGGAGCCUGACUGUUGCUUCCUGCCAACAUGAAUGCAACUGGGAAUGUGUGCCGCCAUUCUCCACAAUCAUCUCAGCUUACAGCACAGUGAUGCUGCAGGAACUGCACAUCAGUCAGCAGAGAGGCCAUUGGCUUUUGAUAACCCAGAGGAAGGCUUACAAAGCUGUCUUCUCAUGAGUGCCCUAGAGAGCCCUGAAUUCAUUUCAACCAUCGUCCAAGCCCACAGCCUUCUGGGAAGAGGAAGCAGGAUGAGAAUAAUACUAAAGAAAGUGCAGCAUUGCUGAGUUGGAAGAGACAGGGCAAAGAAAUUGGCACAAGGUGCAGGCUGCCUCUACUGCUGUUGCUUAUAGCAGAUGCUCUUUCUUGCUCCUUCCUUCUCCCAGAGACACAGUGCUGCAGGCAGCUGGGCCUGUCUGCAAGCGCACAGGAUGAAGGGGUUGCCACACUGUUUAUAUAUGGUCCAAUCUCUCACCAUCUCCUGAGCAGCUGUUGGCCUAUAAUCAGCAGAUUUCAGUCCAGUCCUCUCAUGCAAAGAAACACACGCCCCUCACGUUCUCUGCCUCUGAAGACUUCCAUCACUGCCAUCACCUAGUAACCAUAGCAACCCAACCUACUCUAAAAUUAAGCCAAAAAUAAUACUCCUCUUUGUAUGACACCCCCUUCUCCCAGCUCUGAUGGUUUUAUUGUUGUUGUUGUUUUCUUUUGGAAUAGUCUUCCAACAAUCCGAAGCAGAAGAUUAGACCAUUAGGACGGUCUAUCUAGGGGAGACAGCUCCUUAUAAUCUUUUGUUACUGAGGUCCCGUAGAUUUUAGAGAUUAUUCUUGGGCCAAACCUGUAGUCUGAUUUUAAAAGGACAUCUAUAUCACUGCCACCCAGAAACAAAGAGGGAAUCAUUAGUUAUGAUAGGCCACUAAGAGUCUGUAGGACACCAAAUGCUGAGGCCUGGAGGCUAGGCUGGGGACCUCCGAAGAGAAGGAAUCCUAGCUAAAAGGGUCCAGGUCUUAACUGUCUUAUAUGGGAGACCACCUGGAUGAGGAUCACAUGAAUUCAAAAGGACACAGUCAUGGUAUCUUAGCACUCGAAUGCCCUUGCUAGAGGGACUCUGGACAAACUGUCAGACUCUCCAGGAGUCCCUCUGAUGGCAAUGUUGCACCAGAGAGUGUCUCUGGCUCCUGGAAUCCCCUUAGGGUUCUUUAAUGAAGAAAAGAAAAACUUGAAUUGUGUUGAAUUACUGUAUCUUCUGCUUUUUUUUUUUUUUAAAGAUGAACUUGUAAAUAGAAUGAUCUGAAAUAUUAUAUGGUAAAGUUUUAUAUUUGAUAUUCUUUAAGCUAGUUGCUCCAUACAUUUAGUAUUUCGAUUGCUGAACAGAUGUGUUUAAAGGUUGAAAGAGAGGCCGGGUUAAAGAGUCAGGGUCAUGUCCCCUCUCUGGCCCAGGGAGAGAAUGUUUCCUCAUGGUUCCUGUUGGUGAGCCUGAAAGGUAGGUUGUAUCCAGCUGUCUUUGUCUACAUGUGAUGUGAGGCUUUGAAGUUCAAAAGAGCAUCUUCAGGCCAUGAAUUUUCAAAGAACUCCCACCCAACAAUAAAGGGACACUCAGGAUUUAAAUAGGUGGGGAGAGGGUGACAUGUUUGUUUUUGUUUGUAUGUUUGUUCUUCUCAGGUGUAUUUCUUGGUACCCCAGGAUGUCCAGACAAAAGGAGAUGAGACAACUAUCCCUUUUUUUCCCACAUCUCCUAAGGUGAUAUAUAUAUAUAUAUAGCUAGUUUGUAAAUGUAUCUAUCAGCUCUAAGAACAAAACAAGAAAGCCAGCUGCCGUGUUUCUUGGUCAUUGGUGAACUUUAUUCUCUUCCUGUAGCCAUGUUCCUGCACUUCCCUUUCACCUCCAGAUUCCCAGCAGCUCCAGAGUAAAACAGAAUCCCCCAGAGGGAUGCAGACAGCACUGUUGCAGUUUUUAGAGUGACUGUAAUGUUAAUAGUUCAUUGUCAGGAUUCAGAAUUGAGUUUACCAGCUCAGGAUUAUACUGUUGCCAACCAAGAACCCAGACAGGAUCAAGGGAGACUUGAACUUUCAGUCAGGUGAACACAGGAUUCCAAACUGCCAUUGCUGGGUGUGAUGGCUCAUACCUGUUCUUAGCACUCGGGAGAUGAGGACAAAGGAUUGCCGAAGUCCUACACCAGCCAGGUGGGAGGCGGGAGGAGGGUUGAAAACUAAAGGAAGAAAUGGAGUGCACUCAGGUUCCAGACCUGUUCUUUCUGAGCUUGAGAAUGAGGGGGCCUGAAGGGCAUGCACACUCAAGUAGCGUUGCUCCUUCCAAAUGAAAGAGCCCAGCACGAUACUUUUAAUACAUCUGAUGGUUUAAAUUGUCACCUGCCCCAUAAUAGAUGAAGUCUGCUUGCAGUCAGGGCCCAGCACGACUGCUUGGAUACAUACUCCUUCUCUCCUGAGCUGGCCCUGUUUUGAAGCUGCUCUCUUAAGCUGACCUCCUUCCAGUGUCCCCGAGGCCACGCAUGGCCUAUGACAGAUGGUCGCUCUGUUUCCCUUUGUCCAGCUAGGCCUCCCUCCUCCUCCUCGGGUAAAAGAACUGGGGAGAUUAAUAUGAGCCAAGUGGGAAGGAACUUGAUUAAAAGUGAAAUGUGCCCUUUCUGCUCUCUGAACACCCCUCAGCUCCCCGUGAAUAAGGAAAACUGGGGUAGAGCGUGAGGAAUGAGUUGAUAUCAGAAUGGAAGUCCGUUGAGCAGAGUCCCAAAGACUUCUCAGGAGCUUUGAGUUUCUCGUAAGGCCCUGGGAUGGGUUGGCUAUGGUUUGAAUUUUGGAGCAUCAAGAUGGUUGGGCCUCACUCUUGGAGAUACAGAGUUCCAUAAUUGAACAGUGCCAUGCCAUGCCAUGAAAUGAGAAGAGAGCUGCUCUCAGAUCCCUGCCCCCAAUCAAGGAAGAUGGGCUUGCUCAACACUGAUGAAAUUCUUUUUUUUUUUCUUUUUUCAAAAUGAAUGUGUGUGACUGACCUCCGUUCAGUGGAUGCCUCAGUUGUACUCUUUAGUGAUAGAGCCAGUCUGUAGUGUUUCUAAAGCCAUUGUGUGAAGUCUUGUGGAUGCUUUAUCCUUUUAUAACAGAGCAGAGAGGAAAUGAGAAGUGAGUGCUUGCAACCUGGCACCAGUGGGCCAGAGCCAUGCUGGCUGCUUGGGAGUUACAGACACUUACCCACAACUCCAGACAUGAGUGUGCCAUGCCUGGAUCUUAGAGGGAAAUCCUCAACUGCAUUUUUCUCCUGAAGACAGAAGCAAUCACACCAAAAGCUGAUUCUCAGUAAUAGAGCUUCCAGAAGCAUCCAUUAUUGAGGCAGGGGGAAAUAGACUAAAGAUGGCACGAGCAUCUGUUCUUGGCUGGCUGUAUCUGCUUCCUGAGACAAGGCUGUUUACCUAGCUUCAUAGCCAUGGAGCUUGGGGUGCACCAGGGACCAUCCUGGUACCCUACAUUUGCUCUAGCACCCACUGCUCUUAGUAGACAAGGGAACCAAGCCUCUGCUUAGCUACCCGACUUUCAAAGGAAUGUCCUGGUUGUCUGACACCUCCAGCAAACGUGACAGUGAUCACUUCUGUUGACAGCCCUGCCCCAACAGCACUUUAAUCAGUCAGGUGCCCCUCACAUCCCAUAGUGGUGUUUAAAAAAUGUCUUCUGUGCUCAAAUAUUUCUGCAGCCAUGCUAAUCUAGUGGUUGUCUGUGAACGUAGCAUCAAAAUGACAACAUUGGAGAGCUGUGAACCUUGCACAUUCCUCCAACAUGCCUGAGACAAGACUCCACCAAGCAAGCGAUGAGUGACUUUCUCCCUUUUGCCGCCCACAGCACUUGUCUAACUUAAGGGCUUCCAAAAGUAGCCGGAGAUUCCAGAUGUCACUCAGAGGCAGCCCUGUACUCAUGGAAGGGAAGCAAAGAUAUAAAAACACCAGGAUCAGAAAGGACAAGGUGAGCCACACUGAGGAGCCGUGGAUCUUUAAGGAGGGCUGAGAUACUGCUCUUACUUGGGAGGAAAAGUUAUUACAGAAAAAAAAAUUUCCCAACUAAUAAUUUUUCACAAGUUUGUAGGACAUUAUAAAAUGCAUGACAGAAUGUUCUACAGAGCAAGAACUGAGCAUAGUUCUAACCCACAGAGGGAGAGCCAAGAACUAUCAUGUCAAAAUUCACAUUAGUGUAGUCAGUGGGGAGCAGAGUAUUGGUAAUUCAGUGUCUUAGCAACCUGAAGUAGCUUCAGUCAGGCUGAUGUACUCUCUCUGCCAUCAUGCACGCACGCGCACACCCACCCACCAUUCCCAUGGGCUUCUGAGAAACACCAACAAACAGCAUUCUUGGGGUUCAAGAUGCCGGAAUCAGCUUGGUGUCUGUGAAAACAUACACCUGGUGAUUCUAAAACUUGUGUGUGCAUGUGUUCGUGUGUAUGUGUUCCUGUGUAGCAUGCACAUGUGUAAAGGUGUAGCCUCGGGUAUAGACACACCUGAGCUGGCACCUGUAAAGCUCUAACAGCCUUGAAGAUUUGGAGGGAGAGUGUCAGAGGAACUAGAGACUGUCAGUUUCCUAGCAAAAGAUCAAAGCUACAACCGAGUCGUCAUCUGAAGCCUCUGUUUGUGUUUAUCGAAUAGUUAUCCACAGCUGCGUUCCUUGGUGACUUAUUAAAAGUCAUGGUAAAAACUCAAACCCAUAAAUCCCCAGUAGCUAAUGCUAGGCUAGUGUUCAAAAGCACUCUAAAAGACAUUUAGUCCAUAUUUUGGGAAAGAAACUAUUUGCAUGUUUAAUUCAUCUUUUAGGCUACCGUUGAGUAUACUGUAAAGUGCUGUGUGGUAUCAAGUCAGUAAAUACUUAUAAAUGGCACUUUAAUAUUUUCUUUUGAGAAAUCAUAAAAACACUGUUGUAAAUUUCAGUAUUGAAUAUUGACUGGUACAUAGAAUCAAAUUCUGUAAUUAAAAAGUAACCUGCAGCUAGGAUAGAAUAUUUUUCUUGUUAUUAGAGGGAAAAAAAAGGCUUUGCCAUGUCGAGGCUUUUAAAAAACAUGUUUCUGUGCCAUUGUGCGUAUCUAUAAAGAAAAUACAAUUUCUUGUCAGGCGCCUCUGAAACCUGGCUUUUUUAUGUUUGGUUCCUGUCUGUGGCAAUCCCUAUAAAGUGAGUGGAAGUAUGAUUUUGAAUUAAAUGACUUUUCCAUUUGA